ACCACAGUACAAGAUGCUGUGUCUGGCUUCGAAGAGAUUUCAGUCUAUGUGGACAGAGAGAAAAGGGAAGCUAUCAGCCAAUAAAAUCGUUUGCAAGCCUGUAAUUCAGCAGGUUUUCAAGACCUGUCAAAUGCCCAGCAAUCUCACUCUGCAACUCUGCCUCUUAAAUACAGCAUCUUCCGGCCCAGCAUGGGGCUGGCUAAGCCCAUCAUCCAGAUGUGAUGAACUGGGGUCUGGGAAACCCACACCGGCCUCAUCUGGCUUUUCCAGCCUGUCCUCCCUUCCACACAUCAGGCUGACAGCACCAAACACAGCCGAGGCCUCAGCCCUGAGUCUCCCCGCUGCGGAGUGCCCAAGCCUGAGUUCCAGCAGGUUCUUCAGGGGCCGCUGACCAGGGAGCACUGCGGUGAGGAGCGAGGACUUCGCCCCCACCCCGGCCCAGGGCAGGGGCUUCGUGGUGAGCCCACCCCACCCCACCCCAGAAGGCUCCUGGAAGGGCAGGGCAGACUCGCAGCAAAAUCCUAUAGGAUGGGCCGGGCCAGAGGCAAGGGGUGGCCAAAGGCGCCUGUCCAAGAGGUGGGAGGGACCACACCUGGGGGCAGGGACGAGUCAGGCACAGGGAACUCCGCCAGCCUAGAGGAUCAAAUUCCUCCAGGGUGAACUCUGAGAUAGAAAGUUGGCCCGGGAAGCUCAAGGAGGGAGAGCGGCAGAGGGGAAGACUCUGCAAUUCUGCUUGCCCCCCACCCCGGCCCAGGCAAGCCACCCUGCCCCCCGGCCCCCACCUGCCCGCCCCGCCUGCCCUUCCUCACCCCGGGUGCCUGCGGGAUUGCUGGAGAGGACGUGGCGAUGGAGCCGGGCAGGACCCAGAUAAAGCUUGACCCCAGGUACACAGCAGAUCUUCUGGAGGUGCUGAAGACCAAUUACGGCAUCCCCUCCGCCUGCUUCUCUCAGCCUCCCACAGCAGCCCAACUCCUGAGAGCCCUGGGCCCUGUGGAACUUGCCCUCACCAGCAUCCUGACCUUGCUGGCGCUGGGCUCCAUUGCCAUCUUCCUGGAGGAUGCCGUCUACCUGUACAAGAACACCCUUUGCCCCAUCAAGAGGCGGACUCUGCUCUGGAACAGCUCGGCACCCACGGUGGUGUCUGUGCUGUGCUGCUUUGGUCUCUGGAUCCCUCGUUCCCUGGUGCUGGUGGAAAUGACCAUCACCUCGUUUUAUGCCGUGUGCUUUUACCUGCUGAUGCUGGUCAUGGUGGAAGGCUUUGGGGGGAAGGAGGCAGUGCUGAGGACGCUGAGGGACACCCCGAUGAUGGUCCACACAGGCCCCUGCUGCUGCUGCUGCCCCUGCUGUCCGCGGCUGCUGCUCACCAGGAAGAAGCUUCAGCUGCUGAUGUUGGGCCCUUUCCAAUACGCCUUCUUGAAGAUAACGCUGACCCUGGUGGGCCUGUUUCUCAUCCCCGACGGCAUCUAUGACCCAGCAGACAUUUCUGAGGGGAGCACAGCUCUAUGGAUCAACACUUUCCUCGGCGUGUCCACACUGCUGGCUCUCUGGACCCUGGGCAUCAUUUCCCGUCAAGCCAGGCUACACCUGGGUGAGCAGAACAUGGGAGCCAAAUUUGCUCUGUUCCAGGUUCUUCUCAUCCUGACUGCCCUACAGCCCUCCAUCUUCUCAGUCUUGGCCAACGGUGGGCAGAUUGCUUGUUCGCCUCCCUAUUCCUCUAAAACCAGGUCUCAAGUGAUGAAUUGCCACCUCCUCAUACUGGAGACUUUUCUAAUGACUGUGCUGACACGAAUGUACUACCGAAGGAAAGACCACAGGGUUGGGUAUGAAACUUUCUCUUCUCCAGACCUGGACUUGAACCUCAAAGCCUAAGGUAGAUGGCUUGGACAAUGAAAGGAUGCUGUACUCGUUAGAAUACAAGAUUCCUUUACUGUCCCUCAACCUUGACCAAAUGGGAAGCACUCCCCCUUGUCAACACAAGCUGGCAGAUACAUUUGACUCUACAGAUGAAGGUGAACAAUGUUAGGAUAAAAUUGCUUUGGAUCUUG
Messenger RNA from Pan troglodytes (chimpanzee), 2045 nucleotides. It is a transcript of the gene SLC51A, whose product is annotated as solute carrier family 51 member A. The transcript has 9 exons. Bases 847 to 1869 code for a protein of 340 amino acids. The record is from RefSeq and is a predicted model, not a curated record. Lineage: Eukaryota; Metazoa; Chordata; Mammalia; Primates; Hominidae.